This is a messenger RNA of Rhinocladiella mackenziei CBS 650.93, 732 nucleotides long. RefSeq lists its product as uncharacterized. The coding region runs from base 1 to 732 and encodes 243 amino acids. The transcript has a single exon. The record is from RefSeq and is a predicted model, not a curated record. Lineage: Eukaryota; Fungi; Ascomycota; Eurotiomycetes; Chaetothyriales; Herpotrichiellaceae.
AUGUUUAUGCCUAGUCUUCGUAGCUUUUUGCUGCUGAUUCUGCAGUCUUUUAUUGCUUUGGCCAUCGUUGAUGCCUCAAACUUACCAAAGUCAAUCACCCUCUCCUACGAAUUGAUCGGAUUCCCUUCUGUCAAACCCCUCGUCACUGUCUUCUACGAUCCGAAAUCGCUGAAAUACUCUUUGUCUUCAUGGAAUCCUCCAAACUUGGACUCCCUUACAUCUACAACACCGGAGUCCACCUCCAAACUCCUUCGAAUUCUACUUCCUAACGGAAGCUCGACUAUCACGACCCUCGACACAUUCAACCAAGAUCUCCACCAGAAGAUUGAUCUGUGGAUAUCCCCGGACGAUGGAACAGUUUUUUCGGCUUCUGUAUCCAGUCUCUCACCACCACCUUUGUCUCCAGAAGAAGAACGUUACAGGAAAAAGGUCGAAAGGGCCAAGGCUAAAGGGAAACCAAUACCAGCCCGGCCCCCGGUACCGAAUACAAAGAAGGCAAGGGAAGAGGCGGCCAAGGCAGCGGCCAUGUACGAACCCAUCAAAGUGAAUCUGUUAAUCUCUGGGCCUGGUCCUGCACCGUCGCUGGCCACUCGCAAACCGCCCCAGGUUGAUUCGGAGGGACGGGAAAUUCCACAAGAAGAACGGCAAGAGAAGAGUUUCUUCCAGAAAUAUUGGUGGGUAUUCUUAAUUAUAGCAAUGCUUACCAUGACUGGGGGCGGGCAAGACAAAUGA